CGGUUCGGCGUCUUGUUACAAUUUGAGAUCUCUACUCCGGACGCUCCUACUUUCGCGUUUCAGAUCAUCUGAACCAGAAUCCUGAGUGGCCACUGGUUGUUGUUUAAUACUUUCCUGAUUGCAUGUAACUUUAUUUUGUGCGCUUGAUUAUUUAUUUGUUCACGUCUUUUGUUUUUCUUUUUUUCAAUAGUUCUCUUCGCUUAUGUUAUUCUGAACACUUCCCCACUACACAAAGUACCCUCAGGUUGGACGCAUACAGUUACAAUUUCUACUGGAAGAAAUGUCUUCGAACACGAACUUUUCGAAUUACCCUGAAACUCAUAUCUCAAAAGUUAAAAGGGACAUUUUACAAAGAAUCAACAAAAGUGUUUCCAUAAGUCGUGCCACAAAGAUCAAUGACCUUAAUUUAAAGUAUUGGCUAUCAAAAUCGUUCAUUAUAGCGUCAACUCAUGAAUCCCAAAAUAUUGUUUGUGAUUGUAACCAUCUCAGCUCACACACUGAUGACAAUAUAGGAAGUUACAUCUCCCCUAUACAAUACAGUAACUGUUUAUAUCCAGUUUCGUAUAUGGGCAGUUUGUCGUGGACGUCAAAUUGUGAAGAAUGUAAGGUGAAUGGUGUAAGUUUUUGUCAGAUACAAGGAUCCGAUAAAUCUCUAGAUGACUGCUUUACAUCAGUGAUUCGUUCUCGAAUGCGUAUUUACUUUGGUUGCUGGCUACUUUUAGCUACAGAUUAUCAAUCUGCACGUAUUUUGCGUAAUUAUAAUCUACUUAAAUCAGUUUUACUUUUCUGGAAGUGUGAAUUUGGUUUUAGAACAUCACUAAAACUUUCAUACAGAAAGGCUGCAGAUAUUCAUAACUUGAAUUUAAAGUCACGUUCACUGUUUAUUUGGGUGUCUUACACACAAAGAAAAUUAGAGAAAAACAAGUUAAAACGAAUGGCCAAUGCAAAAUAUCGUUACCAAAAAUUGCGAAACCACAUGACAUGUUGGAAAACAAAACACUUUUUAACUGAAGGAUCUGUUGUUGAAAAAUCCAUGUUAUCUGCAGCAAGAGCUCACGAUCGUCGACAUACAUUACGUAAAGCCUUAUGUAUUUGGAUUUCAAGAAAUCAGUUUUGGCAACAAAAAAGAUCAUUACUUAAAACUGCAUUGAAGUUUCUUGAAAACAACUUGCAUAAAGGUAUUAUGGUAUCAGUAAUUCGAGAAUGGUGUCAUCAAGUUUUAGAUAUUCAGAUGUCAAGUAAGCAUAAUAGGUAUCGAAUUCUGAAAACUUUUCUCAAAAUUUGGUCACAUCGAACUGAAGUGACUAUUAUGGAACGUCAAAUGUAUGAUUCUGCUUGUACUAUGUAUUCUAUUUCAAUGCGUCGUUUUUAUUUUUUGUUAUGGAGAAACUAUGCAAACCAUAGGCAGAAAAUAUACAAGCAAACGAAAAUGGGUAUUCGAUUUUACAAAAUAAAUCAAAUGAAAAAGUACUUAAACGCUUGGAUGAAUUACCGUUUGUUGGCUGUUGAUCGUCGUAAUAAUGUUCAAUCUAUGGUUAUGAAAUAUAAUACAUCAUUAAUUAGACAAUGUUUAUUGAAAUGGAAAGAUUACUGUACUCUUAAACAAUCAUUUCUGUCGAAAAUAUCUCAAUUUAAAAUGUAUCAGAAAAAUGCAUUACUUAAAGAAUAUUUUCAAUACUGGCUGAAUAAUCUUCACUGUAAACAAUCACAAGAAUUAAUAAUCUAUGAUUUUAGACAACAAAUGCAAAUGCAAUUCAUAAAAAAAUUAUUUCUUGCUUGGUUACAAUGGGCUUUCAGUCAUCGACAAUAUCGUUUAAAAAUUCAACGGACUUUUGAAUUAAGUUUAGAGAAUAUACGAAUUGUUACUAUACGAAUUUGGUGGACACGUUGGAGAUCGAUGCAUAAUUAUUGUUUAAACAUUCAACUUGCAUAUAGACUUUAUAAAAAGCAUAUACUUGUUCAAUGUUUUAACAGUUGGUCUACUUUUAUUACUAAUGAAAAAUAUAAUAAAAAAUUAAUGAACAUGGCUAAUGAUUUUCGAAUGCAAACAAUUCAGAAACAAUUUUUCAACCAAUGGCAUACAAAACUAAUUGAAUAUCAUAAAUUUCAAACUUUACAAUCCAUCGCUUUAAUACGAUGGUCUUUAUGCUUACAAUUAAAAGUUUGGAAAGCUUGGCAUUUAUGGAUUGAAAAACAAAAAUCUAAAAAAAAUCAACGAAAACUUGCUCUUCAACGAUAUUAUGAGCAUAAAACUAUGGAUGCUUUAAGAGUAUGGAUUAUUGUGGCAUUGAAUAGACGUCAUGAAAGACAUAGGAAUUAUUGUGAAAAAUUUUGGAACAAUAAUAUUCGUGUAUUUAACUUAGUACUAAAUAUAGCAACACAUUGGUAUUGGUGUACUUUUUCUAGAAAGAGAAAUCAACAUUUCAAUGAACCUACUACAAACAGUGUUUGGAUUGAUAUGUCUAAGUUGACUAAUGAAAAUCAUAUCUCUACACUUAAAGAUAAUGGCAGCAGUUUGAAAAUAAUUCGAAAUAAAGAAUUAACACCUGCACGUUAUCCAGAUUUCAUUUUCUCUGAAUUGAAUUCACUUGGACUUACAAAUAAUAAUACUGUGCAGUUCGAACAAUCAUCAAUUCAUGUAUCAUCGUCAUGCAUUGAAACUAGUCAUCAUGAGACGACAACCAACUGUCCAGUUACACAUUGUUCUAGUUAUUCAUUUCCCAAUAUUCCAGAUAUUCAUAAAAUUAAUUUUUAUUUAAACUCCUUGAUGGAGCGGAUAUCUUAUUACAGAAUGAUAAAAUAUAAAUAUAAAUUGAUGCAUCAACGCUUAUGUUUAAAUGGUCAGUUAAAGAAUAGACUUACUUGUAAUCAAGAAGGAUCGCUAAAUUUAUCUUCAGAAUAUCAAUUGAAGGUGGAAAAAGACACAUGUAACUUCCUCAUCAAAGAACUACGUGCGUACUUUGUUCAAUUAUCUGAGUCUACAUGAUAUAAAAGGAUUGUGGGUUGUUGAUUUUUUAACCUUCCAUAGAAUCCUCUCGAUCCUCAAUGUCAACUGCAUUUUCUAUACUCCUUCAAUAAAAGUCGUUUGGCGCAUUAGUUUUUACUGAUGAUAUCAUGUCUUUCAAAUGUAAUAAUGUUGUAAAUCUUCGUUGGAAGUUAUUUUGACUUUGGUACGUUAAUAAAAUAUUUGAUGUUAUCUCAUGAUUCUUUUUCUACAUAUUUUUCGAA
Molecule: messenger RNA, 3228 nt
Organism: Schistosoma turkestanicum
Lineage: Eukaryota; Metazoa; Platyhelminthes; Trematoda; Strigeidida; Schistosomatidae
Source: the annotation of a GenBank genome assembly